AUGUGUUUCGUCGAACGCAUGGGAUGGCAGUGGCCACGGGAUGCGGUCCGUUUUCUCUCGGUUUCCGUCUUGGACGUCCAAGAUUAUCGAGACUGGUUGCAGAGCGAGUAUUCCGCCAAGACCGUGAACCGCCGAUUGUCGUCUUUGUCGAGUUGGUUCAAAUACCUUUCGGCGUCGGCAGCCGAGCUGCGGCUACCGAUCAACAUUCCGAAUCCGGCGCAUGCUCAAUUCAUCCCUCGCGGACAGGCCGAGCCUGAAAAGCCGGCACAAGCCCUAGGGCUGGGCACGGUUAGAAAGCUUCUAACACUGCCCGAGGGCGACGAUCCGGUGAGCCUUAGGGAUAAGGCGGUGUUGGCCCUUUUCUUCUACAGUGGUGCCCGGAUCGGUGCCAUCGCCCGCCUAGAGGUCGAGGAUCUCUACAUCGACGACGACAACGGGGCCGAGCUCAUGCUCGAAGAAAAGGGCGGCAAGACCCGCAAAAUCGGUUUGCACACCGUGGCCGCGUCCGCGGUGGCCGGCUACGUGGAGCAAUGCGGCCUGGAAUCGGGGCCGCUGUUUCGUCGAGCGAGCUCCUCGAGGAGCCGGGAGCUCGGUGACGAAGGACUCUCCACCAGGUCGCUGAGAUCUCUCCUGCGCCGGUACUACCAACAGUUGCCCGACGGCGACCGCUUUAGCCCUCACUCCGCCCGGGCCACGGUGGCGACCGAGCUCCUAGAGGCCGGUGUCGACCUGGCGAAGGUGCAAGAGCUGCUCGGUCACCGCAGCAUUACCACCACCAUGGAAUACGACAAGCGACGCCGGUCGACCAAGCAAAGCGCAUCCCACGAUUUGCCGUAUUAA
Molecule: messenger RNA, 840 nt
Organism: Exaiptasia diaphana
Lineage: Eukaryota; Metazoa; Cnidaria; Anthozoa; Actiniaria; Aiptasiidae
Product: tyrosine recombinase XerC-like
Exons: 1
Coding region: 1-840 (279 amino acids)
Biological process (GO): DNA recombination; DNA integration
Molecular function (GO): DNA binding
Source: RefSeq, a predicted model, not a curated record